GGUAAUCCGUGUCCGAGAGUGUCAAACGAUCUUCAAUUGGCGUUGGGACAGCUUCGCCCUGUCGUUUUAUUUUGAUGCGUUUCAGAGAAAAAAAAUAGAAAAUGAAAAUCAGCAGAGCAUAAGCAAAAAUGCCAGGCCUGCACGUUGUCCUUUCCGAGCUCCUUGCUGGGGAGGACCAUGACGCUGAUCAUGCCGCUUUUUUGUACCAAGGAGCUUGUCAUGCAGGCGACCGAUCAACUCCAACUUCCUUCGUCCAUUCCGACGAGUCCCCCUCCCGCCCUUACACCUGGAACAAUUUUCUCGCCGAAGACAUGACUCUCCCCCCGCCCAUCCCGACUUCCAACCCGCAUUCCCAGCAGAACCCGGCGGCAUUAGCGCAUUUACAGCAACAGCAGAUAGAACAGCAACAGAAAACGAACAAACCAAGACAAGAUGGCGUGACGAUCACAUCCGAAGAGCGGGAGAAAUACGUUUUACCUCUUUACCCCUACUCCGCCCAGGCGAACGCGUAUUUACCACCCCCAGCUCCGCCGAUCGAAGAUUCUCUAGACGGAGAGUACACGUUGCCAGAAUCCUACUCCACGUCCGCGAGUACCAUGCUGAUGCCACCCGAAAGGUGGAACGCGGGGACCAAAUACAGGCUCUUGAUGCAGGAGAACUUGUUCAAAACGGUGAUUUACGGCACUUCCAUCGCCGUGUUCGGGUUCGCGUUCGGGGUGCAUAACAUGGUCAUGAAGCUGCAGAGGAAGAAUAUUGACGAUGCGAUGAUAGAAGAAUUGAACGCGAGUUUGUUGAAGUCAGAGAUCGGGAGCAGUGGUUCUGACUCGGAUAAUAGUGAUUCGAGCGGUGGAUCUGGAAAGAAGCGAAAGGAGAAGAAGUUGGACGAAGAUAGUGCUUCGGUGAAGUCCGCGAGUAGCAACGAUGAAUCCGCGGGCAGUGAUGAUGAAGAUGACAAGGAUUGAGAAUUUACGAUUUUGAAUAACAAAUAAAGCAGGUUUUUUCUGUAAAAGCAAAUAAAGUAUGAUCUUCAACUGGAAAUAAAUCAGCCAGUGAACGUUGCCGUGCAAACAACUACGAACAAUGAUCCCUGCCACAACUUCUUGACGCAUGGCGUUUGCGUCUGUUUCGUCAUUUCUCGGCUUAAUCGCUAGCGCUUUUUCUAUCGUGAGGAUUAAUUUUUCGCUGGUUGUGCAAGAAAUGAAAUCGAC
This is a messenger RNA of Amoebophrya sp. A120, 1208 nucleotides long. The record is from the annotation of a GenBank genome assembly. NCBI's taxonomy places the organism in Eukaryota, Dinophyceae, Syndiniales, Amoebophryaceae.